CGCUUAAAAACAUAACUGUUGCAUUCCCGUUUUGUUCGUUUGUUUGUUUUAGUUGUUUGCUGAUUAAUUAAUCAAGUUUCAAACAAAUGCAUACCCACGAUAUGGACAUGUCGCACAAUCCAAUAACCAAGUUAACACGCCAAUUGAUUGAUUUCUUUGCCAUUUACCCGGAUAAGGAGGAUGCUCCACGUUUACAACGCUACGGCGAACUCAUAAGAUAUCACAACGAAGAUCUGGUGGAACUGGGCGAUCUCAGCAUUGCGGCAAGUAAAAUAAAUUGGAUAUGUUUUAGCCAAAAGAAUGGCAUGCUAUUACGCAUCGAUUCGGAUCAAUUGCUACCGGAUGAGGAGUCAAUGGAACAGCUGUUGGAGCACAGCAAGCAAUGGCUAUUCCCCCUGCUCAGUGUGUCCAAGCUGCGCAAGGAGCGUUAUGCACUCCGCUUUCAGCGUGCUCCAAUCAUUGCCUAUGUACUCGACUCGAUUUUGCAGCAGGGCGACACUUAUGGCCAGGUCAAAAAGUUGGAAAAUAGCAAUGAUGAGAAUAUGCCCACACUCUGUCUCAUCCUACAUGAAAAGUUCGCUGAAAUAGAUGGCGGCAAUAUCAAAGAGCUGCACAAAUUCCGGGCUAAGCAACUGUUCCUGAUUGUGCGCCGCCUACUGAACUAUGAUCACUACCGCCUGGUGGAACCGGAGGACAAGACCGACGACACUAUUAUUGUCAGCGUUGAGUGCAAUAAUCAAUCACGUCGUUGUGCCACCGAGCAAUCCCCACAAAAAUACGUUCGCUUAGCUUGCGGUCCGGUUCUGGAGCCGACCAAGAAGACGGCCACAAUGCUAACUAGCAGCAGCUACAUGGCGCUGCGCUCCAAUGAUAUGCUUUUAAUAGCCAUGCAUCGUCAUGGAGUACGUGAGUGCGGCAAGGGUACUGAUUUGGAGCGUCUAAUGCAACGCCUUGGUCAUGCAGCCGUCAUUGUGGAUCUGUUCGAGGUGCGUCAUGGUACUGGUGCCACUGUGGUACGCAACGGUUCAGGCAGUUCCAAGGGCGCAAACUAUGUACUUUAUAAUUCGGCGCGUCUGGAGACGUUGCUGCGCACCUUUGCCGCCCAAGUGAAUGCUGGCGUCUAUGAACCCUUGCCACCGCUGGAAAAAAUCGAUCUGAGUCUACUUGAAGACGAGCUCGAUUGGCAAUUGAUUUAUGGCUAUUUGCUCAGCUUUCCGGAACUUGUCGAGUCAACACUGAUGCAACUGCUGCAAGGUCAGUGUGCCGUCCAUCUUCUCGUGCGCUACAUUGUCAAUUUGGCCAGCUUGUUUAGUCGCUAUUACCGCAACAAACAGAUUCUCGUACAGAAGCGAUCAAACCUGAUGCCUGUGCUAUAUGCCCGCAUUUAUUUGGUGAAAGCGGUACGUCAGGUACUUAAUUCAGCGCUGGCGCUACUUGGAAUACAGCCAGUUGACUAUAUGUAAAAUGUCUUUAUAUCGAAUGCUGUAAAAUAAUGUAAGAAAAAAAAGCGAGAUUUUCUUUUUGUAUAUUUAAUGUACAAAUUGUUUAAAAUGUAACAACAAAGCUAUGAUUUAUAUGAAUAAGGCUUGAGAAUAUUGCUGGGUGUGCAUAGUGCAACCUCGAUAAGUUUGUUCUUAUAUAACUUAAUAGAUGCCCUUGCAAAAGGCUAAAUAUAGUUUAUAAUUUUUUGGUUCCCUACAUUAAUACACAUUUAAAAUAUGUAUGACAGUCGGAAUAGUUACUGCCUCAGAAGCAAUAGCUGGCUUUUGUAUUUGUAGGUAUAAGGAAUACUUGUCACUUAAGUUUUCAUCGAAUUUGAUCCAUAGUAUCUGCAAUUAUUUGCUUACAUUUAAUUUAUAACUACAUCUACAGAUGUUUGUCGAAAUGAUAUUAAAUAAAAGACUUAAAUUAGUAUAAGACUAUAGAGCAGCUGGCCAAAAAACUCCGUUGUAAACUGAAAAACACUGUUUAAUUUCUCAUAUUUAUAUAAAGUUUGUUCAAUAAACUCUUAUUUGUAAAAGGCAA
Molecule: messenger RNA, 2025 nt
Organism: Drosophila innubila
Lineage: Eukaryota; Metazoa; Arthropoda; Insecta; Diptera; Drosophilidae
Product: DALR anticodon-binding domain-containing protein 3
Exons: 3
Coding region: 87-1463 (458 amino acids)
Biological process (GO): tRNA C3-cytosine methylation; arginyl-tRNA aminoacylation
Molecular function (GO): ATP binding; arginine-tRNA ligase activity; tRNA binding
Source: RefSeq, a predicted model, not a curated record